Lactuca sativa (garden lettuce) is the source of this 627-nucleotide messenger RNA. RefSeq lists its product as uncharacterized. Lineage: Eukaryota; Viridiplantae; Streptophyta; Magnoliopsida; Asterales; Asteraceae. The record is from RefSeq and is a predicted model, not a curated record. Gene Ontology annotation, molecular function: zinc ion binding; nucleic acid binding.
AUGUGCUACAAGUAUGGAAAGUCAAGGCAUAUCAACAAGGAUUGUAAGGAGUCUUCAAAGUUGUGCUUCAGAUGCAAUCAGUUUGGUCACUACAAGGAAGAGUGUAGGAGCAGUACCGGUCAACAGCUCAUGGCUCUUGCUCCUGCCAAAUUGAGGAUUCCUGAAGGAGGGCAUAAAAAGCCCGAAGACACAAGGGCAUUUAAGCUUACAGCCACAGAGGUUGUCACUGCCCCAGACGUUGUGAGAUUUAUAUGCUAUUUCCUAGUCUAUAUGAAUUUAUUACAAUGGUAUGCUUAUUUAUGUGUUAUCAGGUACUUUUCUGUGAAUUAUAUGCCUGUUCUUAUUCUUUUCGACUCAAGGGCGAUCCAAUCGUUAGCCUUUAUUGCUUUUAGCAAGAAUUUUAGCAUUACUUUAGGGGUGCUUGACUCGCCAACGUUAGUUGAUAUUUAUAAUGAUACACUGGUUAGUGCAUCUGUGGUUUUCCAAGGUAGCUCUUUUGAUAUUUAUGAUAAGAGAUUUUUGAUUGACCUCAUCAUGAUUCCUAUGGGGGAGAUCAAUUUCAUCAUGGAUAUGGAUUGCUUAGAUCGUCAUCACGUAUUUAUUGAUUGUAGACAUAAAGUAGUUUGA